AUGUUAUGUUAUUAUCGCAAACAAGUUCGUGGUGUUGGCAAAAGUGCGGCACUCGCAGCGGAUGAACGAUGCCUUGAUUCACAUCUGGAUCAUCACUGCAAAGAAUGGAACAAUAAACUGCGUUCAUUGUUUGAGAUACAAGGUAGGUCUGGCCGAAUCAUGUUCGCACAUAGCUGGUGUGCUAUCUUAUCUUGAGGCUUGGACAAAGGUCAAUAGAAGGCUUUCCUGUAUGCAAAUUAAGUGCCCUUGGAUACUUCCCAGUUUCCCAAACAAGAUGGAAUACUCUCGUGUCCGCGAUAUUAACUUUAAAUCCGCUUAGAAAGUGAGAGCCGACCUUGAUGAAACGAUAGAGAAUCUCAAUGAGGGACUUAAAGUUUCUGAGAACUCGGAAGUCUUCAUUGAAAGCUCCGUUCAGAAACCGAAAGUGCUAGCGCCGACACAAGCGGAAAUGGAAAACUUAUUUUGA
Messenger RNA from Pocillopora meandrina, 466 nucleotides. The record is from the annotation of a GenBank genome assembly. Lineage: Eukaryota; Metazoa; Cnidaria; Anthozoa; Scleractinia; Pocilloporidae.